Messenger RNA from Jaculus jaculus (lesser Egyptian jerboa), 1822 nucleotides. RefSeq names its product IKAROS family zinc finger 1 (gene Ikzf1). NCBI's taxonomy places the organism in Eukaryota, Metazoa, Chordata, Mammalia, Rodentia, Dipodidae. The transcript has 9 exons. Gene Ontology annotation, biological process: regulation of transcription by RNA polymerase II. Gene Ontology annotation, molecular function: DNA-binding transcription factor activity; RNA polymerase II cis-regulatory region sequence-specific DNA binding. The coding region runs from base 162 to 1778 and encodes 538 amino acids. The record is from RefSeq and is a predicted model, not a curated record.
GGCCGCGGGGACAGAACCCUGCCCCCCCACACACACACCCAAAGCCCCUCUCGCCACUACAACGGGCUGGAGGGAACCCCGCUCCCCGGCUGCUCUUCGCGCCCCAGGAUCAGCCUUGGCCCCCAAAAGCGCAGCGCACAAAUCCACGUAACCUGAGGACAAUGGAUGCUGAUGAGAGUCAAGACAUGUCCCAAGUUUCAGGGAAGGAGAGUCCCCCUGUCAGUGACACGCCAGAUGAUGGGGAUGAGCCCAUGCCUGUCCCAGAAGACCUUUCCACCUCUGGGGCCCAGCCGAACUCUAAGAGCGAGCGAGGUGUGGUUACAUAUGGGGCUGAUGGCUUUAGGGAUUUUCAUGCAAUAAUUCCCAAAUCUUUCUCUCCCAGUAAUGUUAAAGUAGAGACUCAGAGUGAUGAAGAGAAUGGGCGUGCCUGUGAAAUGAAUGGGGAAGAAUGUGCGGAGGAUUUACGAAUGCUUGAUGCCUCAGGAGAGAAAAUGAAUGGCUCCCACAGGGACCAAGGCAGCUCGGCUUUGUCAGGAGUUGGAGGCAUUCGACUUCCUAACGGAAAACUAAAGUGUGAUAUCUGUGGGAUCAUUUGCAUCGGGCCCAAUGUGCUCAUGGUUCACAAAAGAAGCCACACUGGAGAACGGCCUUUCCAAUGCAACCAGUGUGGGGCCUCCUUCACUCAGAAGGGCAACUUGCUGCGCCACAUCAAGCUGCACUCGGGUGAGAAGCCCUUCAAGUGCCACCUCUGCAACUAUGCCUGCCGCAGGAGAGACGCCCUCACUGGCCACCUGAGGACACACUCUGUUGGUAAGCCUCACAAAUGUGGAUAUUGUGGCCGAAGCUAUAAACAGCGAAGCUCUUUAGAGGAACAUAAGGAGCGCUGCCACAACUACCUGGAAAGCAUGGGCCUUGCAGGCACGCUGUACCCAGUCAUUAAGGAAGAAACUAAUCACAGUGAGAUGGCAGAAGACCUGUGCAAAAUAGGACCAGAGAGAUCACUUGUGCUGGACAGACUAGCAAGCAACGUCGCCAAACGUAAGAGCUCUAUGCCUCAGAAAUUUCUUGGGGACAAGUGCCUGCCGGACAUGGCGUACGACGGCGGCAGCUACGAGAAGGACGAGGUGAUGACGUCGCACGUGAUGGACCAGGCCAUCAACAACGCCAUCAGCUACCUGGGCGCCGAGUCGCUGCGCCCGCUCGUGCAGACGCCGCCGGGCGGCGCCGAGGGGCUGCCGGCCGUGGGCCCGCUCUUCCCGCUGCACAAGGCGCACGCCGAGGGCCCGCCGCGCCCCAACCACGCGGCGCUCGACGGCGGCGCGGGCGCCGUGGAGAACUUGCUGCUGCUGUCCAAGGCCAAGGCGGCGUCGUCGGAGCGCGACGCGUCGCCCAGCCACAGCGGCCACGACUCCACGGACGACACGGAGAGCAACGCGGACGAGCAGCGCGCCGGCCUCAUCUACCUGACCAACCACGUCGCGGCGCACGCGCACGCGCACGCGCGCAACGGGCUGGCGCCGCGCGACGAGCCGCUGCGCGCGCCCGAGAACUCGCCGGACGGCGUGCGCGUGCUCGGCACGGGCGGCGAGCCGCUGAAGGUGUACCGCUGCGAGCCGUGCCGCGUGCUCUUCCUGGAUCACGUCAUGUACACCAUCCACAUGGGCUGCCACGGCUUCCGGGAUCCCUUCGAGUGCAACAUGUGCGGCUACCACAGCCAGGACAGGUACGAGUUCUCGUCCCACAUCACGCGCGGGGAGCACCGCUUCCCCAUGAGCUAAGCCCAGCCCGGCGCACCCCGGGCGCCAGGACCGCUGCCGCACUC